AUGGUGAGCUGCUUCAAUCGGCUCAACCGUCAACUGGGUCUGGGUCCAGAGUUCAAGCAAAUUAUGCCAUUUGUAAUACUAAUGAGUGGAACAACUUUCCUCACUCAUAUGAUAGGAAACAUGCUUCUUACAAUUAAUCGGUACUCUGCACUUUGCCUUCUGAAGAAAUAUGACAAGAUAUGGACUCGAAGAAAUGUAUGGAUUAUGAUAGUUGCACAGUAUAUAGUGGCGUUUGCUGCAUUCUCUCAUAUGAUCGGAGCGGAAAUAUUGUAUAAAAAGGGAGACGAUGGAGCAUAUGCAUUUGCAGGAAUUGAUGCCAGUAGUAGUUUGGUAUGA
Cooperia oncophora is the source of this 336-nucleotide messenger RNA. The record is from the annotation of a GenBank genome assembly. NCBI's taxonomy places the organism in Eukaryota, Metazoa, Nematoda, Chromadorea, Rhabditida, Trichostrongylidae.